Molecule: messenger RNA, 2478 nt
Organism: Amphibalanus amphitrite
Lineage: Eukaryota; Metazoa; Arthropoda; Thecostraca; Balanomorpha; Balanidae
Product: alkaline ceramidase 3-like
Exons: 8
Coding region: 647-1474 (275 amino acids)
Biological process (GO): ceramide metabolic process
Cellular component (GO): endoplasmic reticulum membrane
Source: RefSeq, a predicted model, not a curated record
AGUGUUUGUUUGCGGUGCGCUGCGGCAGGUGCGGCGGCGGCUGAGUCCGUGCGGUGACGGGUCAGGUGGGCCCGCCCCCCGCUCCCCAGUCGGCCGCAGGGCGGGAACGCGGCGCCAGCGGGCGGGGCCUUACGGUGGCGGGUCCUGACAGCACCAGGGCAGCCGGGCCGAGCUGCUGGGGGCUCGGACAGGUGACGAGGUGUGCCUUGCUCCGAGAGGAUUUAUUUAGCUUCGUUGCGACUGCAUGCACCUGACACCCAGAGCCUGGCCUAGACUGAGUCACGAGUCGAGAGAAGAGUCUUGCGUCUGGCGAAACGGACAGCUCAGGUGAACACGACGUACGAUCACAGUCAGCAGUGGUGAACAGAACAAGUGGUAUCGGACAACAUCAGUAAACGGAGCAAACGGUAACGGGCAACAUCGGCGAAUCAGUGGCAAAGGGUCACGGAGAACGUCAGUGAACAAAAUAAACGGUAACAAUACAGAACAAACGGCUACUGAGAGCAAAAGUGAGCAAAGAAGACGGCAAACUGACGACCAGUGUCCACGCCGCUGACCCUGGGGCCAGUCGUCUAACGCCAGGUCACCAGUCAGUCGCCUUUUUAGGCAACAAUCGCUCACCAGUCGGCUACCUCCCGAACUCGUCAUGGCUCCAGUACAGGGCUUCUGGGGUCAGCCGACGUCGACCCUCGACUGGUGCGAGUCCAACUAUGACGUCAACAGUUAUAUCGCCGAGUUCUGGAACACACUGAGCAACCUGUCAAUGAUCGUGCCGCCCCUGUACGGCAUCUACGAGUCGUGCAGGAAUCAGUUCGAAGUUCGGUUCACAGUCUGCUUCGCUCUCCUCAUCGUGGUGGGCUGCGGCUCGUGGGCGUUCCACAUGACGCUGCUGUACGAGAUGCAGCUGACGGACGAGCUGCCCAUGAUAUUCUGCAGCUGCUUCCUCCUAUACUGCCUAGCCGACAUUCAGCACAUGCAGACACAGAGUCACCUGAACUGGCUGUCAGUCAGCCUGGUCAUCUAUUCACUCAUCUUCACCUUGUCGUACCUGCUCUACCCCAACCCGCUCCUUCAUCAGGCCAUCUAUGGUCUAACCACCAUCAUCAUCACAGCACUGGACGUUCGUCUGGUGCGCACCCAGACCGACCGACAGCUGUGGCGACUCUUCUACGGCGGCAUGGUCUGCUACUCGACGGCGUUCCUGCUCUGGAACGUCGACAACCACAUGUGUCUGCCCAUCAGCCGACUGCGGGCCAGCCUGCCGCCGCUGCUCCGGCCGCUGACGCAGCUUCACGCCUGGUGGCACCUGCUGGCCGGCUACGCCAGCUACAUGCACAUACUCUUCUGCAUGAAGAUUUGGUACAACUUGCGACAACAGAAGGCGCACCUGACCCUGGGAAAGCUGGGUUUGACCAUUCGACGGCCAGAGGUCGCCACGAACGGCUGCAAGAACGGCCACCACAAGACGCGCUAGCACAGCUACCGCCGCCUACCGGUAAUCGAUAUAAGCUGGGCUUGUAGAAUGGACCGGGUCAAAGCGCUGCCAUCGCGUAUGCUGCCGUUACUAGCUGCUGCCGCCGUUCCACUUGCCAAUGACCGUUCUGAGAUUAUGGGAAAGUGCUGCAGGACAUAUAUUCCCGAGUCGGUUUCUGUGCCUCUUCACCCAAUUUUUUACACUGCUAUUGUACGCAAACAUACUGUUCUUUGACCUUAGCUAGGUUCAUACUUUAGGUAUACCUACUGUAACUCAAGCGGCCGCCAAGUCAGUAGGUAAUUCAUAUCCUCAGGAAUUAGACAACAAGGAACGGUGCAUCGAGCGCCUGGCACACACAACACUGACCAGCUUCUCUCUUUAUGGAACACUGUAUCUACUUCCGAAAUGCAUCGAAUUACUGCCAGUACCGAACAAUGGGAUGGUUUCCUUUGUUCAAGGAACCGAAGACUGUCUAUCGAUUAGUGAAACAGUGGAAUGACAUUUAACGAUAGGCGAAAUGGUGAACACAAAUGUAUGUACAGUCAAAGCGAGAUGUGUGUUGAACUAAAUGUUACGCGGCUAACAGCCUGUUACUGCCCCUUCGCGUUGAAGCCUUUUGGUUGGCGGGUUGGCUUGCUGAUUGCUUUUGCGAAUUAUAUGUUUCUAAGAAAUGAUGUGAACUGUGGAUAUGCUAUGACAGCGGAGAACAAAUUCUGUUUUGGUGAAAAAACCAAUGUGUAUUGCUUUUUACUCCGUACCUACUCUUUGGUCUACGUUGAUGUAGGUAUAUUGUAUAAAUAAUCAAUAUAUCGACAAGUGCCUCUGCUACUCAUCAGCACAAGACGGCUUUCGGCCAUCAGCUUUGAACUGUUUGUACGGAUAUUAUAUUAUACCUACCUACUAUUUGUACCUUGCCAUUGUGAACGCACUUUUGUGUACUUAGUCAAAUAGCAUGUAAGUGUGUGUGUGUGUGACACUGUCACUGAAAUAUACUUGUAAUUUGU